This is a messenger RNA of Mandrillus leucophaeus (drill), 791 nucleotides long. RefSeq names its product cystatin-S. NCBI's taxonomy places the organism in Eukaryota, Metazoa, Chordata, Mammalia, Primates, Cercopithecidae. The record is from RefSeq and is a predicted model, not a curated record. Gene Ontology annotation, molecular function: cysteine-type endopeptidase inhibitor activity. The coding region runs from base 77 to 502 and encodes 141 amino acids. The transcript is spliced from 3 exons.
GGUCUGGGCUCCCCACCUCAGGCUCUCACCCUCCUCUCCUGCAGCUCCAGCUCUGUGCUCUGCCUCUGAGGAGCCCAUGGCCCAGCCCCUGUGCACCCUGCUGCUCCUGCUGGCCGCCCUGGCUGGGGCCCAGGCCUGGAGCCCCAAGGAGGAGGAUAGGGUGAUCCCAGGUGGCAUCUAUGACGCAGACCUCAAUGAUGAUGAAGUACAGCGUGCCCUUCACUUCGCCAUCAGCGAGUACAACAAGGCCACCGAAGAUGAGUACUACAGACGCCCACUGCGGGUGCUGCGAGCCAGAGAGCAGGUCGUGGCCGGAAUGAAUUACUUCCUCGAUGUGGAGUUGGGCCGAACCACAUGUACCAAGUCCCAGCCCAACCUGGACACCUGCGCCUUCCAUGAACAGCCAGAACUGCAGAAGAAACAGCUGUGCUCCUUUGAGAUCUAUGAAGUUCCCUGGGAGGACAGAAUGUCCCUGGUGAAUUCCAGGUGUCAAGAAGCCUAGGGAUCUGUGCCAGGCCAGUCACACCAACCGCCUCCUACUCCCACCCCCUGUAGUGCUCCUACCCCUGGACUGGUGGCCUCCACCCUGGGGGCGGUCUCCCCAUGCGCCUGCGCCAGGAGACAGACAUAGAAGGGAGCAGGAGGCCUUUGUUGCUCAGCAGGGGGCUCCGCCCUCCCUCCUUCCUUCUUGCUUCUGGUAGCCCUGGUACAUGCUACACACAAUCCCACCUCCUGCAAUAAAACAGUAGCAUCGGCUCCCUCUGAGUUCUUGACUGUCUGGGGGAUGUGCA